AUGCGGCUACUCCCUCUUGCUCUCUCUCUCCUCUCACUAGACACUGCUCUCGCAUCUGUCCUUGCAAUCGACUAUGGCUCUGACUGGAUUAAGGCCUCUGUCAUGAGUCCUGGCAUCCCAUUCGAUGUUCUACUCAACAAGGACUCGAAGCGCAAGAUGCAGGCCUCCGUAGGAUGGAAACAAACAACACGGUAUUUUGGUACAGAUGCUUUCAACCUUGCCUCCCGUUUCCCCACUGACUCAUUCUCGUCCAUAAAACUCCUCCAGGCCGUCCCAUUCGACAGCCCUGCAGCCUCACAGUACUCUCGAAUAUCGAGCGCCGAGACUGUCAAAACUACCCGCAACACAGUCGCCUUGAGGCAGUCGGACGGCACACAGUGGUCAAUUGAAGAACUAGUCGCCAUGCAGUUCUCCUACAUUAAACAACUUGCAGAGGCAACAACGAGCGAGAAAGUAUCGGACGUUAUCGUCGCCAUUCCUUCUUUCUUUUCCCAAUUCCAACGCGAUGCUGUUGUCGAUGCUAUUGAAAUAGCUGGUCUUCGCACUCUUGCCCUUAUAAACGAUGGAACAGCCGUUGCUGUAAAUUACGCAAUGACCCGCAACUUUCCUACCCCCGAACACCAUGUUAUCUACGAUGCAGGUGCUUCGGGCAUUCGCGCCACCGUCGUUACCUUUUCGACUGGAAAUGGAACCAACCCUGCGACUCAAAUUACUGUGGCUGGUGUUGGGUAUGAUCUUUCGACGGGUGGAACCGAGCUAGAUCGUCGUUUGCGUGAAAUCCUCAUUGAGGCAUUCAACGCCAAGCAUCACAAGGACAUCCGGACCGACAAACGAGGGCUUGCCAAGUUGUGGAAAGAGGCUGGUCGUGUUAAAGCUAUCCUCUCAGCUAACACGGAGGCGUCUUCGACCAUCGAGAGUCUUGCUUGGGAUAUUGAUUUCCGCACCAAGGUCUCCCGUGUGGCCUUCGAGGCAACAUGUGAAGACUUGAAGCCCAAAUUUGCCCAGCCUAUUGAAGAUGCGCUGAGAAACGCAGGCCUUACGUUGGACAAUAUUACUUCGGUCAUCUUAACGGGUGGAAGCACACGUACGCCGAUGAUCCAAACAGCCGUUAAAGCAGCUGUGGGGGAGGACAAGAUCGCCUUGAAUGUAAAUGCGGAUGAGGCGGCUGUAUUAGGGGCUGCUCUCCAUGGCGCGAGCUUGAGCCGGCAAUUUAAGACCAAGAACAUCAAGGUCUCCGACAUCGGUGCCUAUGAUGUUCAAGUCUCAUACCUUGCAACUGCAUCCACUCCCCGUACCAUCAACACCCUCAUUUUCCCCGCCGGAAGCAAGGUUGGAGCCAAGAAGACGCUCACAUUCAAGCGCAAGGAGGAUUUUGUCAUCAACUUCGAUUAUAAGGAACCCGGCCCUGCCAACUUCCCCACCCGGUUCCUCGAAGUUGGCAUAACCGGAGUCGCGGAGGCGAUCGCCAACUUGACCGAGCUUGGCGCGACGGACCCGGUCGUCAAAGCUACGCUGACCUUGUCGGAAUCCGGAUUUGUGUCUGUCUCUAAUGCUGUUGCGUUUGGAGAAAUCAAGGACGAAUCAAUUGCCGGCAAGCUCAAAGGUUUCUUUGGCGGUGGCUCUUCAGAGGAGGCGGAGGAGAAGACGGAAGACAACAGGCCACGAGCAAGCGAGUCCGUCUCAAGUGCAUCGUCAGCAAACGCCUCUGAACCUAGUCCUUCCGAGAAGAAGGUCGUGCCAAAGGACAAUACAAUCAGUCUCAACACUACCGUCGUGUUCCCCACAAUUCCACCCAUGACAGUCGAGGAAAAGAAGACCGCUCGGAGUAGAUUACGAGCUAUCGACCUAGAAGAAGCUGCUGUGGCUCGCAAAGAGGAGGCGCGCAACACCUUCGAGAGCUAUCUUUACCGAAUGCGUGACUUGCUCGACCCCGAGAACCGCGACACACCAUUUAAGCAAUGCUCUCAGGAGUCCGAGCGACAGGCAAUCUCUGACAAGCUCGACGAGUCGUUUGCAUGGUUAUAUGACCGAGGAGAUGUCGCAGAGACUUCACAGUUCCUGGAUAAACGGAAUGCUCUCGAAACACUGGAGCGCCCAAUCAUACACCGUUACAAGGAGAUCGAAGAAUUCCCGCAAGCGCUGAACAACAGCCAAAUGUGGAAUUGGAGCACACGUCUUUUCCUACAAGAGGCUCGGGAAAAUAUGACCGCGGAAGCUGCUGCUGAUCUGCCAUCGAAAUGGACGAAAGAAGAGCUAGAAGGUUUAGAAAAGACGCUGAAAGAGCACGAGACAUGGCUAAACGAGUGGGUGGAGAAGCAAAAGUCGGUCAAGAUGAACGAAGAUCCGGUAAUAGAGACUACGGAGAUGAAGGCACGCGCAAAGGUGUUGGAGACCGCUUUGAUGAAGCUCGUAAAAAGGAAGGUGCCCAAGUCGGUGAAGAAGAAGACGACAACGAGUGCAACUGAAGCACCCACUACAACUGCUACUUCACCCGCGGAUGGGGAGAGUCAAACAUCUGACGAGCCAAAACCAACAACUGAGCCUACAGUUGUCGUGCCAGAGGGAGAGCAGCAAGCACCUAUACCGACCAUCCAUGAUGAGUUGUAA
Mycena indigotica is the source of this 2607-nucleotide messenger RNA. RefSeq lists its product as uncharacterized. Gene Ontology annotation, biological process: endoplasmic reticulum unfolded protein response; negative regulation of hypoxia-induced intrinsic apoptotic signaling pathway; cellular response to hypoxia. Bases 1 to 2607 code for a protein of 868 amino acids. Gene Ontology annotation, molecular function: ATP binding; ATP-dependent protein folding chaperone. The transcript is spliced from 4 exons. Gene Ontology annotation, cellular component: endoplasmic reticulum chaperone complex. Lineage: Eukaryota; Fungi; Basidiomycota; Agaricomycetes; Agaricales; Mycenaceae. The record is from RefSeq and is a predicted model, not a curated record.